CUAUGUCGGGAACGCCCGCACCUGCGCCUGUACCGAAUACGCCCGCACCUGCGCCGCCCGCACCCGCGCCGCUUGUUGGAAGCAGCGACAAGGAUGCUUCCGACGACGGAACUGAGCCCGGCGUGGUGGUUGCAAUCGUCUUCGCGGUGAUCAUAGUCAUGAUGGGUAUCGGCUUCGCGUUCUACCACUUUCGGCAGAGCGAGCGCGAUGUUUGGGCGCCCGACGGGGUACAGCCCUGGGUCGUUGUCGAUGAGGACGGCGGCACCUGGAAGGAGCCAAAGCGCCGGCGCUCCAGGUCGAGCCGGGCGAGCCGGUCGAGAGAUGCCGAUGGGACCGAGAUGGUCGAGUCCUUUGGCUGGUCAGAGGAACACAGCGUUGGCUGGCCGAAUGCAGAUGAACUUCCACCUCCGCCUGCUGCUCCGCGCUCUCCUCGGAUGAAAAAGGGUAAGGGGAAGAAUGCCGCGAGACCCUGGUGA
Amoebophrya sp. A120 is the source of this 476-nucleotide messenger RNA. The record is from the annotation of a GenBank genome assembly. NCBI's taxonomy places the organism in Eukaryota, Dinophyceae, Syndiniales, Amoebophryaceae.